AUGACCGAUACCCAGAACAAGGAUGCGCACAAGCAAAGGUGCAGACAAGCAGCCCAAUGGCGACGUCUUCUGGAAAACUUGGAAUACGACCAGCUGGCUUCGUGCUUGCCAAUGCACCAAGAGGUCAGUCGCUCUCUUCUUGACAAAGCCGGGUUGGUCAGAAUGGCCAUCAGCUACCUCAGACUUCACAGAUUCAUAAACGACGGGCUUCCCAGUUGGGAGGUCGUCGCCAGCGACGGUGAGCGCAAUCAGUACAAUCGUGCAACGGACGGCUUCCUAUUCUGCCUGUCCGAAAGCUUUCAGAUCCUUUACGUUUCAGAAACCGUUAGCCUGGGUUUUGGUCUUUCUCAGAUCGACUUGAUCGGGACUUCACUUUUGCAGUAUAUUUAUAAAGAUGAUGUGCAGGUUUUCUUGUCCCUUGCGAACCAAUGUUGCCCUGACGCUGGACCCGGAAUCGCGAAGGCAGUUUUGAGAAUGUGGUCUACGCUUACUAGGAGAAAUUGCAAAGAAAAGAGCGAACAACCAACAGGAUAUAAGGUGAUAAUGUAUUUAAAUGUUUAUUAA
Soboliphyme baturini is the source of this 564-nucleotide messenger RNA. The record is from the annotation of a GenBank genome assembly. NCBI's taxonomy places the organism in Eukaryota, Metazoa, Nematoda, Enoplea, Dioctophymatida, Soboliphymatidae.